AAAACUGUCCACAAAUUUUCCUUCCAAUAACAAAUAAAACACUUUUAAGAUCAAUUUAAACGAUUCUAACCAAUAAUGGGAAGAAAGGAAUCGUCUUUUUAUAUUUACAACUGGCUUCGUAGACUUAAAAGUGGUCAAUAUAUAAGAAACAUCUGUUGUGUUCAAAGGACAUAAAUAGGCGGCGAGCAAGAAAUAAUUGAUGUAAGGUUUUUAGUAAAGUUUGCUCUCGUCUAAGGCGAUCAUUGCCGUUGGGUUAUUUGAGUUACAUCGGAAUGUUUUCGACUUUUUUACAUUGUGUAAUUCGUAAGGGGGGGUUAGUGGGCGAGGAGGUGAAGAGACGUAAAAAUUGCACCUGCUCCUUCUCCUUCUCCCCUCUCUCCCCUUUCCUCCCCUCUCUGCCCGCUCCUAUCUGACCUUGGCGUUCCUUUACCUUUUUUUCUUCUUUUUUUUUUCGCUAUAGAUAUAUAAAUUAACAAAAAAGAUUCCUUUUGGCGUCUUUUCCCACUCGAAAUCUUCCGGUUCUCCAACGCUUUUUUUUAUUAUCGAUUUGAAAUCCGUUUCUUAUCUUGAUCUUCCUUUUUCUUUUUAUCAUUUUUAUUGCUUUAUUCUAUCGUUAUUUUACUCUUCCUGUAGUGAAAUUGAAAGAGAAAGGCUAGCGUGCGAAGCCAGAAAGAAGUUUAACGUAGACCCGAAAAAGGGAAUUGAACACUUGAUCGAAUCGGAUAUUAUUGAAAAUGAGGCGGAAUCCAUUGCCAACUACUUGUUGAUGACGGGAGGUUUAAAUAAGACGCAGAUAGGAAAAUAUUUGGGAGAGAACAACGAUUAUAAUCGGCAGGUGCUGAGAUGUUUUAUAGAUGCGCAACCCAUUCAGAGAUUGAACAUUUUACAAGCUCUGAGACAAUUUUUAUACAGCUUCAGAAUUCCUGGAGAAUCUCAGGUUAUAGGCCGAAUUGUUGAAAUGUUUGCCAAACGGUAUAACGAAGUCAAUCCAACAGCGUUGACAAAUGACGCAUUAUUUAUGUUGUGCUUUAGUUUUAUAAUGCUAAAUACCGAUUUGCAUAAUCCGAGCGUCAAAGAGAAAAUGACUUUUGGUCAAUAUAAGAGAGUUGUUAUGGAAAUGGUAAAAAAAGAAAGUAGUUUGGUUAACGUCGAAGAUAGUUUGCCAUUCUAUUAUGAAACAUUAAAAAAUGAACCAUUAGAACUCGACUCUGAUGAUGCCGACGAUCUGAACAUGACUUUCUUUGAGGCUGAAAAGGAAGGUUGGAUGCUUAAACAAGGUGGAAAUUUGAAAACUUGGAAACGUCGAUGGUUCGUUUUGGCUAAUAGUUGUCUAUUCUAUUUCCAAUAUUCAACCGAUAAAGAGCCUAAAGGUAUAAUACCUUUGGGAGAGAACUUGAGCGUCCGACAGUGUGACGCCUCAUUGGAAAAGUACGGUCAAUAUACCUUCGAAAUCUAUCAAAGCCAUAAUAGAAGCAGGUCAAUUAAAGCUUGUAAGAAAACAUCUGACGGCAGCGUUCACAUUGGCCGACACGAAGUAUACAAAUUGUGCGCAAGUAGCGAAGAAGAAAGGGAUGAUUGGAUGGAUAAAAUAUCUAAAAUAAUUCAACUAGUAAGAAAGGAUUUCAUUAGUGCCUUAACCCCUCAAACGGAAGUUCAUUAGCACGAGAGCGUUACAUCGAGUCGAAAAAAAAAAGCAAAGAAGGACAGAAGAGUAAAGGAAGCUAGGAAAAGAAAUUAUAUAAAUAUCUUCAUAUUGUAAGAUUUACACAAGGAAGAGAGAGAAUGCGUCUAUGUAUUUAACAACCAAAAGAAAGAAAAGGCGAGAGACAGAGAGAGAGAGAGAGCGCAUGUGUGAAAUGAAGAAUAGACAAGAAGAAUGAGAGAAUAAAAGAAAAAACGAUACUUACUUUUUAUUAAGUUUCUUUUUUUCGUUCAUUUUCUCCUCAUUCGGUUUAUUUCUCCUAUUUUCUUUCUCUGUUUGUUCCUAUCUGUACUUGUUCUAUUUACUUUUCACUAAGGUCGUUGCUUUGUUCUUUAUUCUUCUUUGUGACGUGAUCGAAUGGUGCUUAAAUGAAAGGAAACACUUUGGUCUUAAAAAAACCAAACGAUAUAACGAGUUUAUUAUUAUCUCUUACCUAUAUUGUUAGCCUAAUUAGGCAUUCCAGUAUUUUUGUUAUUAUAUACGCUGAAUUAUGUUUGUUUGCCUGUUUGUUUGUUUUCGUUUUUAUCUUCAACUUCUCCUACUCCUAUUCCUUCUCCAAUCAAUCCUAACAUCUCUUCAUCACCUUCCUCCUCCUCAUCAUCGUAAACGUAUAUUGUAUAUAUAUAUUUUACAUAGGUUAUAUUUCUGUACCUUUGUAUAUAUAAUACAAUUAUUUAUAUAAAUGGAAAAUUCAUAUUUGUUUAUAAAGAGAAU
Dimorphilus gyrociliatus is the source of this 2416-nucleotide messenger RNA. The record is from the annotation of a GenBank genome assembly. NCBI's taxonomy places the organism in Eukaryota, Metazoa, Annelida, Polychaeta, Dinophilidae.